Molecule: messenger RNA, 4507 nt
Organism: Galleria mellonella (greater wax moth)
Lineage: Eukaryota; Metazoa; Arthropoda; Insecta; Lepidoptera; Pyralidae
Gene: Golgin84
Product: golgin subfamily A member 5-like
Exons: 9
Coding region: 184-2028 (614 amino acids)
Biological process (GO): retrograde transport, vesicle recycling within Golgi; Golgi organization
Cellular component (GO): Golgi membrane; Golgi cisterna
Source: RefSeq, a predicted model, not a curated record
AUGUAACGUCAACAUGUGUCAAUAUGUCAAGUUUAUUCUCUCUUUCACUCAAAUAACUUUCUUUCAUUCUGUUUGUUUGUCACUUUAUAAUAUGGAAAUGAAAAUUUACUAAAAACAAACAAAACAAAUUAUAUUUUAGUUUCGGUCCGUUUUAAGUACUCAUGCUUGGUCUAAAAUAAACAAAUGGCAUGGUUUGCGGAGCUCGCUGGCAAGGCAGAAAGCCUGCUAAACAAUCUAGAUGAGCAAACCGGCGCGGCUUUACGAAACCAUAAUAGUGUAUUGAAAAAAAAACACGAUAUACACCCUGAGCAUGCUUGGGGACAAAAGAACAGGCCAGUACCACGAAAUUUGAAGAAAACCUCUGGUACUGACACACUGGAUACAUAUGUUUCGAAAGAUGGAAGGAAACUAUCUCCUCCAGCACAUCAUCAGUCCCAUUCACCUGUAAAAGACAGUAAGGUUGUGGCGAGAGAACGGUCCCCAAGGACUCGACACCUGUCAGUGAAGAAACCUACACAAUUCACUCUAAACCACUGUCCGAAGAUUUUAGUCGGUGAUUUUAAAGAUGAUAUACAUGAUGAUCAAUUUGGAUUGAAACGGAGAAGGUAUAGCUUGCCAACAGACUUUGAAUUGAUAAGCAACGAGAAUUUAACAUACAAAAUGCAAAAUUUAGAAGUUGAGAACGCAGUGCUGAAAAAUGAACUGAACAUAAUGAACAGAGAAGUCUCAGAAUUGCUCAAUAGGUUACGAAAAACUGAGGAUGGUAAUAUAUUAAUAAAUGGUUUUCAAGAGUUAAGCAAAACACAUAUUAAAUUAGAGAGUUCGGAAAUUUUAAAUCAGAGGUCUGCACUAGAUAAAGAGACAACUAACACCCAGUUAGAGCAGCUGAAACAAAAAAUUAAUGAAUUGACAAGUGUAGAGAUAGAGAAAUACAAGGGGCAGAUACAGAACAAGGAGACGGAACUGUCAGUGUUGAGGGAUAGAAAUAAGGAGUUGGAAGAUCAGGUACAAGAACUAACCGAGAAAUUUAACGGAAAUCAGUCAUCUCAUAUUAAAUUGGAGAACGAAUUGCGACACGCACAGUCGACAAUCGGUGAAUUACAAAACGACCUAGUGAGGUCAACAGCAGAGUGUCAAAGGCUCGAGAAGGAUUGGGAGACGUAUAAGUUGAGAGUCAAAAGUAUGCUGUAUGCUAAAGACAGUGAGAUUAAGACGUUGCAACAGGGUGCAAAUGUUGCGGAGAAUACUAGAACGUUGAUUGAACAGCUGGAGAGUUUACAAAAAGAACGAGAUGAGCUGUCGGAAUCGGUCGUACGCAUCCGCGUCGAGAGCGGCGAGAUGCAGCAGCAAGUUGAACAGCUGGAGGGGCAGUUGAGUGCGUCCGGCCGCGCGGUGGCAGCACUGCGCGAAGCACUGCGGGACGAGCGGGCCGCGCGCAACCGCGCCGACACCCAGGCGCGAGCACUCGCUAAGGAGUUAAAAUCCAUGGAAAUCGAAACGGGCCAAACUAUAGCUGAUCUACGCACAGCUCUCCGUGAUAAAGAGAAUGAACUGAAUCACCUCCGUGAUACGACCUCGUCAAUUCGAACCACAGACACCAGUGCCCUAAAUGUUGCCGACUAUGACGUCAUGCAGAACAGCAUAGACAAUGAUAAAAUUCAUUAUUUAACGGAGACUUUAGUUCAGAAACAAGGGAAGAUCGAUUCUUUGUUGGCAGAUAACAAUAUGUUAAAAAUACAGCUCGAUAAAUUACAGUCUAAAUAUAAGUGUGAGAUAUCAAACCUGAGGGCUUCUAACGCACACAGCGUGGUAAAUCUGCACGAGGAAGGUCGACCUCGUGCCCGCCAUGACACCACCGUCUCCGGUAUGGGGAAAUUCUCAUUAAGAAUAGGGCAAGUUUUGAGAAGGAAUCCAUUGUUCAGGGUGUUCAUUAUUAUUUAUAUGAUCGGUCUUCAUUUUUGGGUGCUCACGGUCUUGUUGACAAGUACACCGGAGAGCUAUCUAACUAGACCAAGCAAGAUGAAAUAAAAUCAGCUUUAAUUCCAAUAGUCAUAGAUUGUAAAAGAAAUCUUGCGUUUUUAUAAUUUAUCGUAGCACUAUAUCGUACGAUUUUACCGUUGCGAUAACAGAAUAGUAAAACAUGCAAUUGUAUAUAUGCUUUUUAAUCCAAGUCCUUUAUAUCGUCGACGAAAAUUAAAGGCGUCAUAUAAAAUCGUAAGAUAUCCUGCCGUGCAUAAAUUAUAAAAUAGUCAUUGAUUUGGGAAUCAUUGAUGUAAAAUAACCCAAGAUUCACAUUCCCAUACAAAAGAUAGUCUCAAAAAUAUUCCGAAUUAAUAUUAGUUGUCUUAAGGCAAGGUGUGAAUGGUAAAAUUGUAUUUUAUGUUAUGUACCAUAUGGCCAAAAGUCAGUCAAAUAGUAAUCUUUGAGUUCAUCAAAAUAGUAGUUUUGUUUAUUAUCAAUGGUUACUAAUCACAUUUUAGUAAUGAAUAUAAAGAGAUUUUUUAUAAAAUUAAAUAAAAAAAUUUACUUUGAAAAUAUAAUAAUAAUACCGACUGUGCUUCUGCCGGGGGUUAGUUUGCCAUCUCCUCUCCUUAAGAGGGGAGAUGUAAAUUUUCUAAAAAUUAAAAAAAAACUAAUAAUAAUACUAUUAUUAUAAAUAUUAAUGAUGUUCACAUUUGUAUGGGUGUAUGGUAGUACUUUUGUAUGAAAUGAUCCUUUGAUGACAUUGAAAUUAUGAAAUAAUUUCAAUAAACAGUUACAUAAUAAUGCAAUAUGUCCUUUGUUUACCUCUUAAUCUAUAAUUUAUGGUUUUUAAAAUAAAAUUUAAGAACUUUAAAUAAUUCUAAUCAAGAAUCAGACGAAGAAACGCAAUAAAUUAUAUCGAAAAGGCAUUGACUUCGUUUUCUUGCAGUCUUUUCGUUUAUUGGUGCUAGUAACAAUAUUUGUAAAUAAAAUUAAGUGUAAAAAAAAACAUGUAAAAUUAUAAAAUGUAUAUAUAUAUACGAAUCUCGUCUACCGACUGACUUUAGACGCAAUAGAAUUGGGAUCACAUUGAAAUCACGUUAAAUCGACGUCAAAUUGUAAAUGGUACUGUCCCUUCGAAAAUGUGACGUAUAUUUGACGUGAUUAGAUCCUAAUUUAGUUGCGUCAAAAGUCUGCCUGCUGUUUGAUGAAUGCUGAGGUUUAAUUUCAUAAUUAAUUAAAUAAUAAUUAAUAGUGUAGUAUUCCAAAUAAAUUCGAAUUAUUAAACACCAAAAUUAAUUGCCUUUUUACACAACUGAAUCUUAAGAUUUUGUUGUAGAUAGAACAGAUAUUGCUAGCAAUAGGGCCUCACUAGUAUCUAUUAAUAAAAAUUCCUGACUUCAGUUUGUUGUGUACUGUACAAUACUGCUUUUCAUACUAGUUGGGUGGACAUUUUUACAUUUUAAAAACUGGCCAUUAAGGCUGCACACGCGACGGAAGCUUAAAAAUGGAGUAACUUCUCCCGUUUUCCAAACAUUUCCCUUCACUGCUCUGCUCCUAUUGAUCGUAGCGUGAUGAAAAGUAUACUAUAACCUGCCCAGGAGUAUGAAGAAUAAUUGUACUGAGUUUCGUUAAAAUCUGUCGAGUAGUUUAUGUUUCUAUAACGAACAUACAGACAGACAGACAAAAAUUUUACUGAUUGCAUUUUUGGCAUCAGUAUCGAUCAUUAAUCACCCCCUGAUAGUUAUUUUAGAAAUAUAUUUCAUGUACAGAAUUGACAUCUUUACAGAUUUAUUAUAAGUAUAAAUAGAUAUAUAUAUAAUAUUAUAUGUAAUGAAAUUAAACCUUAGUAUUUAAAUUGUUAUAUUAAAAUCGUCAUACUUCGAUCAUCAAUACUUGUAGAUGUCCAGUCAAUGUGUUUAAAAAUGCUUGUGCGAAUAUAUGUAUUCUCACUUGCUGUCAGAAUUCUGAAUUAUUUUGCGUUAUUUCGUUACAGACAAAACUAUACCUUAUUAUAUUAGUCAUUAAAGUUUAAGUAAAAUCGAAAUAAAGUUUUAGAUAAUUUUUCUUUUCAAUAAUAUCAAUAGUGCAUUCUUAAUAAAAUAUCGACAUAAUUUCAAGUUUUUGUGAACAGCCCGCUUAAAGAAAUGCAGAUUGCACUCAAGUUAAAAAAGUACAUCCUUUUUAUAUGUUAUUCAAAGGGAAAAGAGGGAUUUUUAUGGGUUCAGUUCUUUUUAUGGAGUUUGCUAGAACUUGCCAAUUUGAAGUUAGGAGGAUAUUUCAUUAAGAGUGCGAUAGUUAAAUGAUGGCCAUGUCUUCAAGUCCAUUUUAUUUCCGCUUUUAUGUGACGUUGUCUAGCUGUUAUUAAUGAUCGAAGCUGCCAUAAUAAGUACCUUCUGACUCAUGUUGUUAUUACUUUCGUAUAACGGAAUAAUAUUUACGCAAUAUUCCAGUGAUUAAGGAUAUUUUGAAUGUUUUGUUAAUAUUUUUGGUUUUUGUAAAAUAUGACAUUUAAUUAUAAUUUCAAAUAAAAUUAUAUUUGUUA